Molecule: messenger RNA, 1201 nt
Organism: Charadrius vociferus (killdeer)
Lineage: Eukaryota; Metazoa; Chordata; Aves; Charadriiformes; Charadriidae
Gene: MAB21L2
Product: mab-21-like 2 (C. elegans)
Exons: 1
Coding region: 86-1165 (359 amino acids)
Source: RefSeq, a predicted model, not a curated record
CCGCAAAGCUGCAGCCACCGCUAAAGCAUUGGAUCCCUCAACGUACUGCGAGAGCCCGGUGUACAGCCCGGACCUGUGCCCCAACAUGAUCGCCGCGCAGGCCAAGCUGGUCUACCAGCUCAACAAAUACUACACGGAGCGCUGCCAGGCGCGCAAGGCGGCCAUCGCCAAGACCAUCCGGGAGGUGUGCAAGGUCGUGUCGGACGUGCUGAAGGAGGUGGAGGUGCAGGAGCCGCGGUUCAUCAGCUCCCUGAGCGAGAUCGACGCCCGCUACGAGGGGCUGGAGGUGAUCUCGCCCACCGAGUUUGAGGUGGUGCUCUACCUCAACCAGAUGGGCGUCUUCAACUUCGUGGACGACGGCUCCCUGCCGGGCUGCGCCGUGCUCAAGCGGAGCGACGGCCGCAAGCGCAGCAUGUCCCUCUGGGUGGAGUUCAUCACCGCCUCGGGCUACCUGUCCGCCCGCAAGAUCCGCUCCCGCUUCCAGACGCUGGUGGCCCAGGCCGUGGACAAGUGCAGCUACCGGGACGUGGUGAAGAUGAUCGCGGACACCAGCGAGGUGAAGCUCCGCAUCCGGGAGCGGUACGUGGUGCAGAUCACGCCCGCCUUCAAGUGCACCGGGAUCUGGCCCCGCAGCGCGGCGCAGUGGCCCAUGCCCCACAUCCCCUGGCCCGGCCCCAACCGGGUGGCGGAGGUGAAGGCGGAGGGCUUCAACCUGCUCUCCAAGGAGUGCUACUCGCUGACGGGCAAGCAGAGCUCGGCCGAGAGCGACGCCUGGGUGCUGCAGUUCGGCGAGGCCGAGAACCGGCUGCUGAUGGGCGGCUGCAGGAACAAGUGCCUCUCGGUGCUGAAGACGCUGCGGGACCGGCACCUGGAGCUGCCGGGGCAGCCCCUCAACAACUACCACAUGAAGACGCUGCUGCUGUACGAGUGCGAGAAGCACCCGCGGGAGACCGACUGGGACGAGGCGUGCUUGGGCGACCGGCUGAACGGCAUCCUCCUGCAGCUCAUCUCCUGCCUGCAGUGCCGGCGCUGCCCCCACUACUUCCUGCCCAACCUAGACCUCUUUCAGGGCAAACCCCACUCGGCCCUGGAAAGCGCUGCCAAACAGACCUGGAGGCUAGCCAGAGAAAUCCUCACCAAUCCCAAAAGCCUCGACAAGCUAUAGGGUUAACAACCCCCCCCCUUCCCCGCGCACAAAACU